AAAACCCCAAACAAACUCCAUGUAGGUAUUCACAAAUGACAGGUAAAUUUACCUGUUUACACUUCCAACUUCAGUCUUGAGAACACUUCAUCAAAUUAUAAAAUUUUGAGUUAGAAAAUGGAUAUGCAAUUGAUUUCACAAUACUGCCACCCACUUGAGGCACCUCUCUACAAUAUCUGCCGGGGAGAACUGUGAAAAUGUUUGCACUUGGGAAACAGUAAUAAAACCAAAGAAAUAGUGGUGCGUAUUUACAUUACCUAAAAGCGUCCAUUCCCUGCAGAGACGCAGAGGCCCUGAGGAAACACAGAGGGGUCGUUUCCUUUACCCAAAGGGAAACCCAGGCUGAACGCCUCUAAGGCUUUGGACAGCUGUUAGGCGUGGAAACAAAGUGCAAACUGGAAGGAAAAGGGAAAAAAACAGUGACUCUCCGCCUGUUUUAAUAAGUUACGCUGUUCCAAAGGAGUGCGCUUAGGAGAGCGGAAACCAUGAAGUUCAAGGUACUUCCAUUCCUCCGAAACGCCCUCCCAGAAAUUUCUGCUCAGCGCCUCCUUUCGGUUAACCUAGUUCACUCGGGAAGCUUCUCCGUCUCCCUGGCAACCGAGCUGCCACCAAUUGCAGCUAAGGACGGGUGGUCACGUGGCCUCUGCCGCUGCCCUAGCGGAAGCAACAUGGCGGCUCCGGCGAGCCGUCGCUGCGAGGUUUGAAUUACUCCGCUUGUAGCCGCUGCCUCCCUGAUGAUGGCGUCUCCGGUUUUGUGCGGCUCGCGUCAGAGCCCAGAGCGCUCUUCACAAGAAGAUGAGGAUUGUGAUCCUGAAGAUCGGGUCAGCGACUCGGGUUCUUACUCCUCUGCGAGUAGCGAUUAUGAUGACCUCGAGCCUGAAUGGCUGGACAGUGUGCAGAAAAAUGGAGAGCUGUUUUACCUCGAAUUGAGUGAGGAUGAAGAAGAGAGCCUCCUUCCUGAGACGCCUACUGUGAACCACGUCAGGUUCAGUGAAAAUGAGAUUAUUAUUGAAGAGGAUGACUACAAAGAAGGAAGAAAGUAUGAACCCAAACUCAAGCGGUUUACCAAAAUUUUAAAAAGUAAAAGACUUUUACCCAAGCGCUACAAUAAAAAAAAUAGCAGCAACAGUGGCCCAGUGCCCAUUCUAAAGCAUCAGUCCAAUCAGAAAACAGGAGUCAUCGUCCAACAGCGGUACAAAGACAUAAAUGUUUAUGUAAACCCCAAAAAGCCAACUGUCACCAAAGCUAAAGAGCAGCUCAAGCUUUUGGAGGUACUGGUUGGGAUUAUCCAUCAGACCAAGUGGAGCUGGAGAAGAAGUGGAAGACAGGGCGGUGGAGAGAGGCUCGUGGUCCACGGCCUGCUGCCGGGAGGGUCUGCUAUGAAGAGUGGUCAGAUACUCAUUGGUGAUGUCCUUGUUGCUGUGAACGAUGUUGACGUGACCUCUGAGAACAUAGAGAGAGUUCUGUCUUGCAUCCCUGGACCUAUGCAGGUAAAACUGACAUUUGAAAAUGCACAUGCUGUGAAAAAGGAAACAACUGAACCCAGACAGAAAAAGGCACCGUCCAACACAAGUGAUUUAGUGAAACUUCUGUGGGGAGAAGAGGUGGAAGGUAUCCAGCAGAAUAUUCUAAACACUCCUCAUAUCGUUAUGUACCUCACACUGCAGCUCGACUCGGAAACAUCAAAGGAAGAGCAGGAAAUUCUUUAUCAUUAUCCAGUAUCUGAUGCAUCUCAGAAACUUAAAAGUGUGAGAGGGAUAUUUCUCACACUCUGUGACAUGUUGGAAAAUGUAACUGGGACACAAGUUACUAGUUCAUCCCUUCUCUUAAAUGGGAAACAAGUUCAUGUGGCUUAUUGGAAAGAAUCCGACAAGUUGUUGUUAAUUGGCCUGCCUGCUGAAGAAGUUCCUCUUCCUCAGCUAAGGAAUAUGAUAGAAGAUCUUGCCCAAACCUUAAAAUUUAUGUAUAGUUCUUUAGAUAGUGCCUUUUGCCAGGUUGAGAAUGUUCCUCGUUUGGAUCAUUUUUUCAGCUUGUUCUUUCAAAGAGCACUUCAGCCUGCUGCACUGCAUUCCAGUGCCAGUCCCAGUGCACAGCAGUACGAUGCUUCCGGUGCGGUACUGUUAGACAAUCUCCCUGGAGUUCGGUGGCUCACACUUCCACAGGAAAUCAAGAUGGAAUUAGACACGGCACUGAGUGACUUGGAGGCCGCAGAUUUUGCAGAACUGUCUGAGGAUUACUACGACAUGAGACGGUUGUAUACGAUUUUAGGGUCUUCUCUAUUUUACAAGGGUUAUUUGAUCUGCAGUCAUUUGCCUAAGGAUGAUCUUAUUGACAUUGCUGUAUACUGUCGCCACUAUUGCCUAUUGCCGUUAGCAGCAAAACAGAGAAUUGGUCAGUUGGUAAUAUGGAGAGAAGUAUUUCCUCGACAUCACCUCCAACCUUCUACAGACUCAAACACUGAAGUCUUUCAGGAACCUGAAGGGAGAUAUUUUUUGCUAAUUGUUGGCUUGAGACAUUAUAUGUUAUGUGUACUAUUAGAAGCUGGAGGCUGUGCAUCCAAAGCUAUUGGGAAUCCUGGACCAGACUGUAUAUAUGUGGAUCAGGUCAGAACAACUCUUCACCAGCUGGAAGGAGUAGAUUCCCGCAUAAAUGAAUGGUUAGCAUCUUCUCCAGGCCCCUGUUUGUCUUGUGCUGACUGGUUCCUUGCUGGAUCACAUGAAAAAUUAGAUAGUUUGACCACCUCACCUAUCCUCAGUAUGCUGCAAGGUACUUCCAAAGUAGCAACCUCUCCAACAUGCAGAAGAACUCUUUUUGGUGACUAUUCCUUAAAAACACGUAAACCCAGUCCUUCCCGAAACAGUGGAGGAUCUGACAAUGGCUGUGAAGGUGGAGAAGGUGUUGGCCUGAGCGCCUGCACUACCCUGGAUGCAGUACGGAAACAAAGAGACUCUCAGGGCUCUGAUGGUUCAGAAGAAGGUGGGGCCUUGCUUAAGGUCACUAAAAAGAAGUCUGUUCUUCCAAAUCCAUUUCAUUUGGGGAACUUGAAAAAGAACCUUUCAGAAAAAGAAUUGGAAAUAUAUAACACAAUGAAAUUGACAUCUGGUCCUGAGAACACACUUUUCCACUAUGUUGCCUUAGAAACAGUGCAAGGGAUCUUUGUUACUCCUACCCAUGAAGAGGUGGCACAGCUAAGUGGCUCUAUCCACCCUCAGCUCAUAAAGAAUUUCCAUCGCUGUUGUCUCUCCAUUCGUGCAAUUUUCCAGCAGACAUUGGUGGAAGAGAAAAAGAAAGCAGGAAAUGGUGGAGCUCCAUCAGGUUCUACUAAUUCAGUGUCUUCUCUUCACCCUGUGAAAGAACAUGGUGUGUUGUUUGAGUGCUCACCUGAAAACUGGACUGAUCAGAGAAAAGCACCACCAGUUAUGGCUUACUGGGUAGUAGGGAGACUCUUUCUUCAUCCCAAACUUCAAGAACUUUACGUCUGUUUUCACGACUCAGUAACAGAAAUUGCCAUCGAAAUGGCUUUUAAAUUGUUCUUUGGAUUAACCUUGUAGUUGUGUUUUCUUGAUGUACGGCAACACUGUGCCUGGAGCAUUGAGCAAUGGUAGAAUUGCUGACAUCCAUACACAGAGAGAUAAAGUUUAGCUUCUUUUCCCUGUUCAGUAUUGAAUGUAAUAUUGUUAAAUAUUGAGAUGAUAUGCUGUUGGAUUUGAUGCACUAAAUCCUAUGUAGUAUUGUGAGACUUUUGAAAAGAUACUUGAUCAAAAUAUGAAGAAGGGAUUGUUAACUUGUUUCCAUUUUGGUAUAUAACAUUAAUUUAUUGACUAGUUUGAAAUAAUGUGAAGUGCUUUAUAUAAAAUUAAUAUAGGACAUAUUUAUCUUGGUUAAA
This is a messenger RNA of Equus caballus (horse), 3886 nucleotides long. RefSeq names its product inturned planar cell polarity protein (gene INTU). Gene Ontology annotation, cellular component: cytoplasm; cilium. Gene Ontology annotation, molecular function: protein binding. Lineage: Eukaryota; Metazoa; Chordata; Mammalia; Perissodactyla; Equidae. The record is from RefSeq and is a predicted model, not a curated record. Gene Ontology annotation, biological process: establishment of planar polarity; nervous system development; cilium assembly.